Beauveria bassiana ARSEF 2860 is the source of this 660-nucleotide messenger RNA. RefSeq lists its product as uncharacterized. The coding region runs from base 1 to 660 and encodes 219 amino acids. The record is from RefSeq and is a predicted model, not a curated record. NCBI's taxonomy places the organism in Eukaryota, Fungi, Ascomycota, Sordariomycetes, Hypocreales, Cordycipitaceae. The transcript has 2 exons.
AUGCUCGUCAAAACUCCCAUGGUGCUCUGCGCCGUCUGCAUGGUGGCCCAGGGCGCGCCGAAUCAAGUUCCUGUCAGCCAACCUCUUCAUCCGCAAGUCGAUCGGUCUCCGAACUCCAUCCGCUGCGGUACUGGGUCAAACACUGAAGAAUGCCCGGCACGCUACAAGUGUACCGCGCCACCUAACUGCGAGCGAUACUUCCAGGGCAUCUACUACGAGGGAUGUAUCGGCACCUGUGUCCCCGACGGGCUAAUCUACCAUCCCUUGUCUAAUUCUCUGCUUGGACUGCCCAAGACGCUGCGCGAAGACUUUGCCAACUCGAUGAAGGCGAUUGCCUACAAGUACAACGAGGACUUAAUUAGCAAGAUCAGGGCCGACGACAUGGUCCAGCGGUAUCCCGGCUACGUCAAGGCCAUCGCUUGGGCUACCCCUGAUUCUACACUCUACUACGACUCGCGCCAGCGUAUGUGGAGGAUUCCAGCUCGCGUCUCUUCCCACGCUGCCCAGUAUCUUUACCCUGUCGGAGUUGCGGCCGGCGUCGACGACCCGCCGCCGAGGAGGAUCAACCCCAACAGCGGGCCGAGCUUAUUUGGUUGCCUUGAGCUACAGUACGCCAGACACUGUGACAACCAGUAUGGGAUGCAAGUGCUUGCACUAUAA